This is a messenger RNA of Sinocyclocheilus anshuiensis, 3095 nucleotides long. RefSeq names its product proprotein convertase subtilisin/kexin type 5-like. The coding region runs from base 470 to 2908 and encodes 812 amino acids. Lineage: Eukaryota; Metazoa; Chordata; Actinopteri; Cypriniformes; Cyprinidae. The transcript has 16 exons. The record is from RefSeq and is a predicted model, not a curated record.
AUGUGCACUGUGCGGGGAGAGAUUUCAGUUUUUAUUCUAUGGCAGGCUUUUUAAUAAUGGGACAUGUGUGAUCCGCUGUGAUCCUGGGAAGUAUGAAAGGGAUGGACAGUGUCAUCUUUGCCACCACACAUGCCUCGAAUGUACUGACGGGGCGCCUGACAAAUGUACUCGCUGUAGCAAAGAUAGAUUCGGAGUGGAGCGGUACCUCUUUGAAGGGGAGUGUCGUGAAAGCUGUCCAAAGGGCUAUUCCCAUUCCUCGAAGGGAACAUGUGACCCCUGCCCUCCAAAUUGCACUGUGUGUACUUCAUCAGGUCAUUGUCUCCACUGCACCCCGUCCUACUACCCCAAAGACGGGACGUGUGCCAAACUGGAGUGUGGAGUGGGUGAAGUAGUCGACCUUGAUCAUGAAGACUGUGUACCCUGUGAGGAGGGCUGUCAGCAUUGCCUUACCGUGAAUCCAGAGCAUUGCAUGGCUUGUUCACCGGACUAUUAUCAGCUGAAAUUGAGCUGUCACAAGAUCUGCCCUGAGAGGACAUUUGAGGACAAGUUGUCAAUGAGGUGUGCUCGAUGUGAUGAUCACUGCGAGUCCUGCGAUGCCUCUGAAUGUUACCUGUGUGAGGAAGGCUUCUUCCUGUCAGAUGGCACAUGUGUAAAAACCUGUAAGGAGGGUUUCUAUGGUGACAUGAAGCAGGAGUGCGAGCCGUGUCACCACACGUGCCGAUCAUGUGGCGGUCCGGACAAUAACGACUGUGAUUCCUGUGAAGAUGACAUGUUUCUAGACAAGGGUCAGUGCAUCCGCAAGAGCAAGAUGAAGUGUCCUGACGGAAAAUUCCUAAACGGUAAGGGUGAGUGUGAGCAGUGUGAUUCCUCCUGUAGGAUGUGUUCAGGGCACGGGGAACACCAGUGUGAUUCCUGUCAGGAAGGCAUGUUUCUCAGCAACAGCCAGAGGUGUGUGUCCGUUUGUCCACGUGAGACUCAUGGGAACCAGACGAGUGGGCGCUGUGAAGACUGUUCAGCAGGCUGUUUGACGUGUCAGGACGCACAUCACUGUGUGAAAUGCAAAGAAAGCUUUGGUCCGCUCUACUUGCAGGAUGGCAAAUGUGUUGCUGAGUGUAAAAGGGGUUACCCAGAGGCUGAUGUUUGUCUCAGCUGUGCCGUGGGAUGUGCUUCAUGUGAGGGGGAAGCCAAUUUUUGUCUGAGCUGUGAGGAAGACUAUGUGCGUUUCAAACACACCUGUGUGCAUCAGUGCCCUUCCAAGCACUUUAUAAAAGAUGGAGUAUGUGAGAUCUGUCCAAAUGGUUGCGCUGCAUGUGACCAAACGGGCAAAUGCAGUGCGUGUGAAGAGUACUACUUCCUGCAUGAGGAUCAGUGUCUGGGUGACUGUCCCAAGCGGUACUUCACAAACGUAGAGCAGAAGCUGUGUACGCCGUGUCACAGUGACUGUGCAGAAUGUGAUGGACCUGAUGAAGAUGAUUGCACCUCCUGUGGGCAUUAUGGAGAUGUUCGUCACAACGGAAAGUGUCUGUUCCAAUGCCCGCCAGAAACGUACCUGGACGGAGCAGAGUGUCGAGAGUGUGAUAAGUCCUGCCUGACGUGCUCGGGUCCUCAUCCGUCCUCCUGCCUCACCUGUAGAGCCAGCAUGAGGAAGGAUGUGAAUGGCCACUGCCAGUUCUUCAGUGACUGCUCUCUGCACACGUUCACCGAUAAGGACAGCCAGUGCAAGCCCUGUCACAAGAGCUGUCUCCGCUGCUCGGGCACAAGCAAAGAGCAAUGCCUCAGCUGCAACCCCAAACACUUCCUGCUCAAGCAGACGUGUGUGUCCACGUGUCCGGAUGGUUACUAUGUGGACGAGGCCAAGCAGGAGUGUGUUCAGUGCCACGUGAACUGUGCGUCAUGCCAUGGACAUCACAGUAAUGACUGUACAACCUGUAAACCAGGCCUGCUUCUGCUCGGACACAGCUGCUUCACCACCUGUCCACCAAGUUACUUUGUGAACGCCACCAGCAGAGCAUGUCAAGGGUGUGACCACACAUGUGAGGAAUGCUCAGGAAGCAGCCGUUUCUGUCUCAAAUGUAGAAAUGGAUACUUCCUGUUGAGAAAGUCCGGACAGUGUCUGCGUACAUGCCCAUCAAACUACUUCCUUCACACCUUCGACGGAGAUUGCCAAAGAUGCCACCCAACCUGUAAAACAUGCAUGGGCUCUGGUGCGAUCUCCUGUACAUCAUGUUACGACGGCUUCAAAAUGUUUGGAGGAAUCUGCUCAUCUAUGUGUCUAAUUGGGGAAUAUCCCAUCGUUGAGAAUAACUCAUGUGCGACAUGUGACCCGUCCUGUGAUGAAUGUAAAGGCCCGGGACCCUACAGCUGCACCUCGUGCCCUGUUCUACAGCGCCUCACAGAGGAUGGGAGGUGUCUUCUCUGCUGUGGAGAAAACACACGCGGAGAUUCCUCAAGAUUCCCCUCGGAAUGCUGCCAGUGCCACGCACUGAAUGAUGAAUGCAUUGUCGCGCUGAGCUACAACCUCUUCAGCAACAAUCCAGUGACUUCGGUUUAUCCUGGCCUUUUUGUUUUCACGGCCAUAUUUGUGCUGGUGAGCUUAUGGCUUGCCAUUUUUCUCUUCCUGCAUUUUCGGCAGAAGAUCACAUCAAAGCCCAUCGUCAAAUUGAACGGCUACACCAAAAUCACAGAUGCCCCCUUCACCUCUGCGACCCUGAGUGACAGCAUGCAGAUGGAUUAUUGCGAUAAAGAAGUGGGCCAAGAGGAGGAUGAGGAGGAGGAUGAGGACAUUGUUUACAUGGGGAGGGAUGGGAUAGUGUAUCGAAAGUUUAAAUACAGCCUGUUGGAGGGGGAUGAGGAAGGGGAGGAGGUGGAGGUGGAGCUGGAAUAUGAUGAUACGUAUACUCUCACAUAAAACAUAAAAAGCCUGUUUAUUUUCUUUGAUAUGUGCAUAUAAUUACGUUAUUAACAUUUUGACAUGCAGAAACCCACUAAUCUUCACCAAUCAACAAUUAAAGAAAUGGUUCAUCCAAAUAUCAUGAUUUUGUCAUCAUUUACUAACCAUGAUGUUGUUCUAAACCCUAAUGGCAUUAUUUCUUCUA